Molecule: messenger RNA, 2985 nt
Organism: Saxophila tyrrhenica
Lineage: Eukaryota; Fungi; Ascomycota; Dothideomycetes; Mycosphaerellales; Extremaceae
Exons: 2
Coding region: 1-2985 (994 amino acids)
Biological process (GO): release of sequestered calcium ion into cytosol; phosphatidylinositol-mediated signaling; lipid metabolic process
Molecular function (GO): phosphatidylinositol-4,5-bisphosphate phospholipase C activity
Source: RefSeq, a predicted model, not a curated record
AUGCGAGAUCAGAGCGCCGGUCCCGUGCUUGUCAGGAGACGUAGCGACAGCAACACAACGUCCGAAGUGGGACAAGACAUGUCAGAUCUUGAACUGGACAACACCACUGAGGAGAAAGUAGAGGAGCCUUACACCAUCCCGCCCCGAGAACCGCCAAAUGGCCUGGGUAUUAGCAUAGGACGCCCAAGCAAUGCUUCAGCUGGCUCCGAGAACCGGGUGGCACCAGCGGUCUCUGCCAUUCUCCGCGCAGGCACGAUUUGGCUUGAUCCAAACUCGGCACGAGUAUGUUGGCAUUCGACCAACCCAUCCAAAUCCUUCUUCAUUGACGAUGUCCGUGAUGUCCGUGUCGGCGCUGAAUCGAGGAAUGCACGAGACGAUGCUAAGAUUCCGGACGAGCAUGAGAGCCGUUGGGUGACGAUCGUAUACGAGCCACCGGAACGAUCCAAAGGACGAACGAUCAAAACCAUGCAUCUCAUCAUGGAUUCCAAGAUGAUCGUCGACUAUUGGACGGAGGCACUAGGCAACGUCACGAGAGAGCGGACGGAGAUCAUGAGCGCCCUGACUUCCUCGCCCGAGAAAAGCGAGCGAGGCAUGGCCAUCGCAUGGACAAAGACCAUGACCCGGCCGAAUCGACAGGGCCCCACUGGCGAAGACUGCUUCACACUCGAGGACGCGACAUGGUUAUGCGCCCGACUUGAGAUCAACUGCAGCAAUUCCGCGGUGAAAACGCACUUUAUGCGCUCGGACAGCCGCAACACCGGCUCGCUGAACUACACGCAAUACAUGGACUUCGUCAACUCCUUUAAGGAGCGUAAGGACAUCCAGAACCUCUUCACCAACAUCAGUUGUGGCACCGACAACGAUGUGCGGCUUGAUGAUUUUCUCGCCUUCUUGUCGAAUGAUCAGAAGAUCAAUGUCGAAAAAGAACGCGCGCAUUGGGAAGGGGUGUUCGAACGGUUUUCACGCGUGGCGCCGAGCAAGUCGUCUUUGCCAGAUGCCGUCCCCGUACCGGGAGAGAGGACGAUGAACAUGCAAGGGUUCCAGAACUUCUUGACCUCGAGCUACAACUCGCCUGUGCCUGGAAGCAAAGCCGAACCAACACUGAACCGGCCGCUGAAUGAGUACUUCAUCUCGAGCUCGCACAACACCUACCUCCUUGGCCGCCAGGUUGCAGGUGCAUCAAGCGUAGAAGGCUACAUAGCUGCAUUGAUCAAAGGGUGCCGAUGCAUCGAGAUUGACUGCUGGGAUGGUGAGGGUGGACGACCUACGGUUACUCAUGGAAGGACCAUGUCGACCAAAGUGCCUUUCGAAGACUGUGUCUCCACCAUCGGGAAGUACGCUUUCCACUCAUCGAGCUACCCACUCAUCGUGUCUUUGGAGGUGCACUGCAACCCGGAGCAGCAGAGGGCCAUGGUCGACAUCAUGCUCAAGUACUGGAAAGGAGCGCUCGUCGAGGAGCCGCUGACGAAUGACGCACUGACUCUGCCAUCACCGGAUGAGCUGAAGAACCGGAUACUCGUCAAGGUCAAAGUGGCAGAAGAAGCCGAGCCUGCUUCGCUGCAACCAGAAAUGCCCAACGGUCGUAGCCGCGCCCGCAGCUUGGGAUCUGCUUUCACACGAACGUCUUCGCUGGAGAAGUAUCCCAUCACGGCCACUCCACCAGUCAUGAGUCCGCCCACCAUGAGCCCCCUUGACACCACCGUCAGCCAGGUUGGCACCCCACGAGGCUCGAUUGCGUCGGGAUCAGCCUACACACCACCCAGCACUUCAUCCGACGAUAGCGACGAUGUCCUCACAUCAGCGUCCGAGAAACCUCGCAAGCCGAAGUCCAGUAAGAUUGUACCCGAGCUUGGGAGGCUUGGAGUCUACGUGCAAGGCAUCAAGUACGGUGGAUUUCAGGCGCCGGAGGCCAAGACGUUCAACCACAUCUUCUCGUUUUCCGAAAACACCUUCGACAGUCUCUGCACCAAGAGCAGUGGCACGAAGUCGUUGCUGGAGCUACACAACCUACGCCAUCUCAUGCGAGUGUACCCGAGUGCGAAGCGAAUCACCUCUGGAAACUUUGACCCUAUGGAUCCAUGGCGCCGUGGCGUCCAAAUGGUCGCGCUCAACUGGCAGACCUAUGAUGUGCACCAGCAGAUCAACGAGGCCAUGUUCGCUUCUGGCUCUGACAGGGUCGGCUACGUUCUGAAGCCGGAAGAGCUUCGUCCUGCCAAGCAUUUACCAAUCGCGGACACGCUACCAUCCGCGUUGGAGAAGAGGGACAAGAAGGGGAAGGUGUUCAUCAGAUUCACAGUCGACAUCAAGUCUGCUCAGAGGCUUCCACGACCACGGCCACAGAGCGGCCAUACCACAAUGAACCCGUACAUCGAGAUGGAGAUGUACUGCGCAGAAGACAAAGCACGCGGCAUCGCGAAAGGUCAUGGAGGCUUCGAUGCCUCUUCGGCGGACGGCUUCUCUGGCAUCAGCUCCCCUGUGCGCAGACGGACGAAGAUAUCAGAGGGCAACGGCUUCGAUCCAAUAUGGAACUCGCCCGUCACGAUGGCCGUGGGAACAAGAACCCCAAGCCUCAUCUUCGUUCGCUGGACCGUAUGGAAUUCGUCCGAUGGCCACUCAACCGGCAGCGACCGCGCCUUCCUCGGCACCUUCACCGCCAAACUCGACAGCCUCCAGCAGGGCUACCGCCACCUCCCCCUCUUCACCGCACACGGCGAGCAGUUCCGCGAUGCCAAGCUGUUCGUCAAAAUCACAAAAGAAGCUCCACUGCCGCUGCAGCACGACGGCACCAGCAACGGCUUCGUCGCAGAUCCCAUGCCCUCACCUCGUCCAGAACCACGACCCGACCCACCGCGCUCUGAGCGCUCAUGGGGCCGCCGCGUCUUCGGCCGGAAUUCGAGCCAACGGCGUCUCGACGAGCGGCAGCAAGACGGGUACGCGGGGGUGCUUAGUAGGACCUCCAGCACCGAUCGCGACUCGAUUCGAUGA